Messenger RNA from Vigna umbellata (rice bean), 555 nucleotides. RefSeq names its product 60S acidic ribosomal protein family. Gene Ontology annotation, biological process: translational elongation; cytoplasmic translation. NCBI's taxonomy places the organism in Eukaryota, Viridiplantae, Streptophyta, Magnoliopsida, Fabales, Fabaceae. The record is from RefSeq and is a predicted model, not a curated record. Gene Ontology annotation, cellular component: cytosolic large ribosomal subunit; ribosome. Gene Ontology annotation, molecular function: protein kinase activator activity; structural constituent of ribosome; ribonucleoprotein complex binding.
AUAUUCAAUUGUCAUCCUUGUCAAAACCCUAGUUUUGUAUCUCUUAUACUUCGCAAGCAGCAGGAGCUUCUAAUCGAUCCAGCAAUGGCUGCUAUGGAUACCGGUGUUCAGGGCUGCAUCUUAUCCGUUUUGAUUCUCCACGACGAGGAAAUCUCAGUCACCGCCGAGAAGAUCAACGCUUUGUUGAAGGCUGCCAAUGUCUCCGUCGAGUCCUACUGGCCAAGCCUCUUCGCCAAGCUCGCUCAGAAUAAGAACAUCGAAGACCUUAUCUUGAACGCCGGUUCAGGCGGAGGUGCCGCCGUUGCCGUUGCCGCUCCCGCCGCCGGUGGUGCUGGUGCCGGUGCCGCAGCACCCGCCGCUGAGGAAAAGAAGGAAGAAGUGAAGGAAGAAAGCGACGACGAUAUGGGAUUCGGUUUGUUUGAUUAGGUCUUCUUUAGAUAGUUUGUAGCCAGUUUUUGAAUUUAAAACGUGUUUUGUUCUAUAAAAUUUUUAUUGGAGAGAUUCUUGGCCGUGAUUUUUAGUGGGUUUUUAAUAUAUCUGUUGCAAUUACAUUUC